CGUCGACGCAGGUCGGAGCGUCCCGGCGGCCGAGGCGGCGGGGCUGAGGAGGGCGGCGAUAGCCAGCGCGGCAGACGGCCGGCCGGGGCGCGGGGCCGCGGAGGGUCACAGCUCGGGGACUCCCUGAGGUCCUGUCGCCAGCCUUCAGUGAGAGGAGGGCACCGGAAGGCAGGCCGCCCACCAUGUCCACGUUCAGGCAGGAAGACGUGGAAGACUACUAUGAGAUGGGGGAGGAGCUGGGCAGCGGCCAGUUUGCGAUUGUGCGGAAAUGCCGGCAGAAGGGCACCGGGAAGGAGUAUGCGGCCAAGUUCAUCAAGAAGCGCCGCCUGUCGUCCAGCCGGCGGGGAGUCAGCCGGGAGGAGAUCGAGCGGGAGGUGAACAUCCUGCGGGAGAUCCGGCACCCCAACAUCAUCACGCUGCACGACAUCUUUGAGAACAAGACUGACGUAGUGCUCAUCCUGGAGCUGGUCUCAGGCGGGGAGCUCUUCGACUUCCUGGCAGAGAAGGAGUCACUGACAGAGGACGAGGCCACCCAGUUCCUCAAGCAGAUCCUGGAUGGUGUCCACUACCUGCACUCCAAGCGCAUUGCCCACUUUGACCUCAAGCCAGAAAACAUCAUGCUGCUGGACAAGAACGUGCCCAACCCACGGAUCAAGCUCAUCGACUUUGGCAUCGCCCACAAGAUCGAAGCGGGGAAUGAGUUCAAGAACAUUUUCGGCACCCCUGAAUUUGUGGCUCCAGAGAUUGUCAACUAUGAACCCCUGGGUCUCGAAGCAGACAUGUGGAGCAUUGGAGUCAUCACCUAUAUCCUCCUGAGCGGCGCCUCCCCAUUCCUGGGUGAGACCAAGCAGGAGACCCUGACCAACAUCUCGGCUGUGAACUACGACUUUGACGAGGAGUAUUUCAGCAACACCAGCGAGCUGGCCAAGGACUUCAUCCGCCGUCUGCUUGUCAAGGACCCUAAGAGAAGAAUGACCAUCGCCCAGAGCCUGGAGCAUUCCUGGAUCAAGGCGAUCCGGCGGCGGAACGUGCGGCGUGAAGACAGUGGUCGGAAGCCCGAGCGGCGGCGCCUGAAGACGGCACGCCUCAAGGAGUACACCAUCAAGUCCCACUCGAGCAUGCCCCCCAACAACACCUAUGUCAACUUUGAGCGCUUCUCCAAGGUGCUAGAGGAGGUGGCAGCAGCGGAGGAGGGCCUGCGGGGGCUGGAACACAGCCGGCGCCUCUUCCACGAGGACAUCGAGGCACUGACGGCCAUCUACGAGGAGAAGGAGGCCUGGUACAGGGAGGAGAACGAGAGCAUCGGCCAGGACCUGCGGCGGCUGCGCCAGGAGCUGCACAAGACGGAGGCGCUGCAGCGUCAGGCCCAGGAGGAGGCCAAGGGCGCACUGCUGGGGGCCAGUGGGCUCAAGCGGCGCUUCAGCCGCCUCGAGAACCGCUACGAGGCCCUGGCAAAGCAAGUGGCCUCCGAGAUGCGCUUCGUGCAGGAUCUGGUGCGCGCCAUGGAGCAGGAGAAGCUGCAGGGGGUGGAGUGUGGCCUACGCUAGGGCCGCGCGGCCGAGGCACCUUUCACCCCGCUCCUGGGCUCUGGCGGGAGUGGCACCACACUGGGAUGUGCUCCCGGGGGUGGGGGUUGGGAACUCAGUGCUACCUUCCCCGGCUGAGCUCCUCUGGCCUCCGGCUUUGGCAACUCUGGGGCUUCUGGGGCAGCACCACCUGGGGAACUCUGGGCUGGCAGGGACGCCUUCUUGUGCUGGGCCUGUGUUGGGAGCCUUGCUGAGGAUCCAGGGCUUAGAAUCAGAGGGGCCUUCCCUGCUUCUGCUGGGCACCAAAGUCCCACCUCUUCUAGCCAUGGGAGGCAGCUCCCCUGGGGUCUCCGGUGGGGGCCCCGCCAUCCCCCAUCCUGACUGCGCCCCAAGGUCUGAGCUGGCACCAGGGCCAGAGUGGAGAUGGCCCAGCCCUCAAGCCGUCAGUUUGGAGUGGGUCCUGGGGGUUGUGUUGCCAGGCAUGAUGCCCUGCUGCAGAAGCCCAGGGAGCCCCAGGUGGGAUGAGGAGCCAUCUAGGCUGCACGCUCCUCUGCAGCACCUGUGGCCUCCAUGCAUGUGGAAGACACCCCCCGCCCCCCGACCUCACGCCCCAGCCUCAGUCCCCGUUCCAGUGCUGCCUUUUCAUCUCAGGGCUUGUGGGAACCCCUGUGGACUAGUUGCCCCCAGAAAGCCCUACAAAGGCUCAGCGUCUCCUGUGUGCCCCACCAGUCCCUGCCCCCCUGCUGCCCCUCACUGCCCCUCCGCAGGGCCUGAUGCCCAGACCAGAAAGGAGUGGAGGGGUUACAGUGGGCAGCACUAUCGCCUGCCACUAGGUGCCGCCCUCGAGCAGGGUCACGUGGCAGAGAAGGUGCCCUAAGGUCUGGGCUUCACCUGAGAGUGGGGCCCUGGUGGGUGCUCUGCGCACGUUCCCUGUGGCAGGUCGGGUUAAGCGAGUGACAUCUGUGCAGGCCUCCCAUGGCCCUGGAGGAGUUCUCCAGGCAGAAGCCAACCUGGGCCGAGUGCAGGGAGGAACCGGGCAGUGGGACUGGCCAGGAUCUCAGGACCCGGCUGUGAGGUCAGACAGAGGUGUCCCCCCAUGUGCUAGGCCUGUCUGCAGGGCUGGGGCGGGAGCCACUGUGUACCCCUCCACGAGCUCAGCUGUACCCAUUUGCAUGUGUCUGCCGCAAGCCUAAGGGAAAUAAAGUCCCACUUCCCUGA
Nyctereutes procyonoides (raccoon dog) is the source of this 2744-nucleotide messenger RNA. RefSeq names its product death associated protein kinase 3 (gene DAPK3). NCBI's taxonomy places the organism in Eukaryota, Metazoa, Chordata, Mammalia, Carnivora, Canidae. Gene Ontology annotation, cellular component: nucleus; cytoplasm. Gene Ontology annotation, biological process: intracellular signal transduction; protein phosphorylation; positive regulation of apoptotic process. The coding region runs from base 183 to 1547 and encodes 454 amino acids. Gene Ontology annotation, molecular function: ATP binding; protein serine/threonine kinase activity. The record is from RefSeq and is a predicted model, not a curated record. The transcript has 9 exons.